AUGCCCGCCGGCAGCACGCUCAUCUGUUAUGCAGAUGACACACUUGUGCUGGCUGGCGGGGGUGGGUGGCGAGAAGCUACAGACAAUGCAAAUAUCGCGGUUGCGUGUGCAGUAAGGGCGAUAGCGUCGCUGGGCAUGAAAAUGUCGGCUGGCAAGACUGAAGCCAUCUUUGUCCACGACGGCACCAAGGGGGAACCGCCGGAUAUGUACAUCAGCGUAGACGGAAUGCGGGUAAAGGUAGGCAAGCUGAUCAAAUAUCUCGGAUUGCAUAUUGACGGGAGAUGGUCAUUCAAGGACCACCUAACUGGACUUGGACCCAGGCUUGACGCGGCGGCCAAUACCCUAUCCAGGGUAAUGCUGAACCUAGGAGGGCCAAACGGCAGGGUUCGAAGAUUGUAUGGCAACAUUACAAAUUCGAUUGCCCUCUAUGGCGCCCCCAUAUGGGCAGAUGCGCUCAUUAAAGAGAAGGCAGCCGCGGCUGCACUGCGGAAAACGAAACGCCGGAUGGCAAUCCGAGCGAUCCGGGGAUACCGCACGGUAUCGAGGGCGGCGGCUACUCUAAUGGCUGGCAUCCCGCCCAUUGAGUUUGUCGCCAAAGCACACGCGGCGAUGUAUGAGAGGGUGGCCGAGUUGAAGCGGGCAGGAAUGCCGGCUCAUGACAGAGUUAAGAGGGCAAUAGCCCUUCAACUCAAGUGGGACACUAGGAAGGAGUGGAGGUGCUGGCUCGAGCGGCCCGACGUGCGGGUCAACGGACAGUGA
Messenger RNA from Vollenhovia emeryi, 759 nucleotides. RefSeq lists its product as uncharacterized. The transcript has a single exon. Lineage: Eukaryota; Metazoa; Arthropoda; Insecta; Hymenoptera; Formicidae. The coding region runs from base 1 to 759 and encodes 252 amino acids. The record is from RefSeq and is a predicted model, not a curated record.